This is a messenger RNA of Dendronephthya gigantea, 1400 nucleotides long. Its product is annotated as Golgi resident protein GCP60-like. The coding region runs from base 102 to 1193 and encodes 363 amino acids. Gene Ontology annotation, cellular component: Golgi membrane. The record is from RefSeq and is a predicted model, not a curated record. Gene Ontology annotation, molecular function: fatty-acyl-CoA binding. The transcript has 6 exons. Lineage: Eukaryota; Metazoa; Cnidaria; Anthozoa; Malacalcyonacea; Nephtheidae.
UGCCAUGCGCAGACGGAUUCAAAGAAGGUAUUCGUGGCAGUGCAAUGGUGGAAUUAUUAGGACGUGAAUGUUGUAUUUAUAUAUUGUUUAUCGAUUGAUCUAUGGCCAACUUGACAAUAACUGACGAUGAUUCGGUGUUAUCUGAUAGCGUAAAUACUAGUGAAAGUCCGGACGUGUAUAAAAAGUGUUUUACUCUGCGGGAUUAUUAUAAACAGUGCCUGAGUUUUUAUCACAAAGGAAAAGACGUAAUAAAAAUAACAUAUCAAGAUAAAAUCAGAUUGACAGCCCUAUGGAAGCAAGCUUCAGCUGGAAAAUAUGAUCCUUCAAAAAUUCCAGAAGUUGGCUAUUUUGACGUUGUUGGCAAUGACAGAAAAGUCGCAUGGGAAGGUCUUGGCGAUAUGCCAAAAGAGAAGGCAAUGGAAGAGUUCUGUAGCUUGGUGGAAAAGAUUGCACCUGAGCUAGAGGCAUACCUUGAAGCACAGUAUAGAGAGAUUGAGGAGAAAAAACGACAGAAACUCGAAGAAGAACGGAGAAAGCGAGAAGAGGAGGAACGGAAGAGAAAGGAAGAAGAGGAGAGACUUGAACAAGAGAGAUUGCAGAAGAUUGAGGAACAGAAGAGGAGAGAAGAGGCUGAACGGGAAGAACAGAGAAAAAAUGAAGAAGCUUUGAAAGCAGAACAGGAGAAAACGUUAAUGAUGCAAGCUAAACCUCAGGUGAACGGAUCGCCGUCAAUCGCUCCAGCUUCGCUGUGGUCGCGUCCCAAGGUGCAAGAAUUCAUUCAACACGUGAGAACUGAUCCUGGCUCUGUGUUGGUUGUUGGACGUGGUGAAACAAUCACUGUCCGCGUACCAACACAUGAAAAUGGCACUUGCUUGUUCUGGGAAUUCGCUACAGAAACGUACGAUGUUGGAUUUGGGGUUAGUUUUGAAUGGACAUUGCCGUCGUCCGAAGCAAUCACCGUCAAAGUUGACGAAAACGAGGAAAGCGAGACGGGGCAAAAUGGCGAACACAAUGAAACGCCAAAACUAAGAAUCGACGAGAUUCUUCCGACGAUUCGGCGACCUUGUAACGAGGAAGUUAUGGUCGGAAGCCAUCUAUACCCUGGACGUGGUGUUUACCUCCUGAAAUUUGACAAUUCUUACUCGCUCUUUCGAUCGAAAACGCUAUUCUACAGAGUUUAUUAUACACGAUAAAAUUAUCCUGCCUAUUAUUACCCUUGCCUAGGGAAUUCCUCGGAUCGAGAUAUGAGAAUUAUUAUAUGCAUUGCCAAUAGACGCUUUAACUUCGAAUACUUUUACAAAACUUCUGCCCGUACAAAUGUGCCUUUCCAAUGUCACCAGACAGGCGAAAAGCUUUUUAUCUUACCCAAAAUAAAUAUACUGAGGUUCAUCUUAAUAAAA